Messenger RNA from Caenorhabditis remanei, 876 nucleotides. RefSeq lists its product as uncharacterized. The record is from RefSeq and is a predicted model, not a curated record. Gene Ontology annotation, cellular component: nucleus; cytoplasm. The coding region runs from base 1 to 876 and encodes 291 amino acids. Gene Ontology annotation, molecular function: tRNA-specific adenosine-34 deaminase activity. The transcript has 6 exons. Lineage: Eukaryota; Metazoa; Nematoda; Chromadorea; Rhabditida; Rhabditidae.
AUGACUAUGGAUGCUCCUCCCUCGAAAAUAACAAAACUAGAUUGUUCUUCAGUCACUAAACUGGAAGUCCAUCCUAUCCUAGAUCCUGCACUGACAUGUGAAACAAUAGCAUCUACUUCGUUUCAAGCUCUGAAUCUCGUAAAUAAGCAAGUCAUUGGACAGAUUAUCGGGGGUUUAAACGAACUUCCCGAAAGUUUUCAACAUUUGAAACGAGUUGAAAAAGAUGGAAGCGUGCUCAUUUCGGAGACAGAAGAAAGCGCCAAACAAAUUAUCAUUGGUUUAAAAAACGACGACGUGCGAAUAGAAGACUUGAGAACAGUUUUGGUUCCUUCAAAAAAACCAUCAACACGUCGGCAGUUCGAAGUUUCAAAACUUCUCUGGUCAACCGCCUUCCAUCCCAAUCAUGAUGUUGAGAAACUGCUUGAUGGAUCAUUCCUCACUGAUUCUCUCAGAGAAUAUGUAAUUCGAUAUACACAAAGAGUAAUAGAAAUGGGUGAUGGGUGUAUUGCAGUGCAAAGUAAUUCUGUACUCUCGUCUGGCUGUCCAUCAACGCAUCCACUAGGGCACCCAGUUAUGGAGAUGGUCCGCAAUCUCCGGAAGCGGACAGGGUCUGAUUACCUCGGAACUGGUUCUGAUGUGUUUUUGGUUAAUGAACCGUGUGCUAUGUGUUCAAUGGCUCUCGUUCAUUUUCGGAUUAAGCGACUCUUUUAUGUGCGGAAUUCAAAAAAUGGAGUGUUAAAAGAAGAUGGCUGGCAGCUGCACUUGGAACCUUCAAUCAAUCAUCACUACGAAGUUUUCCGCGUGAAUAUACAUGACGACUCAGGAAGUAAUUUGGAUAAUGUUUAUUCGAAUUCUCUGUGCACUCUUGCCAAAUAA